Molecule: messenger RNA, 799 nt
Organism: Ochotona princeps (American pika)
Lineage: Eukaryota; Metazoa; Chordata; Mammalia; Lagomorpha; Ochotonidae
Product: tumor necrosis factor ligand superfamily member 9-like
Exons: 2
Coding region: 65-523 (152 amino acids)
Biological process (GO): positive regulation of cytotoxic T cell differentiation; immune response; positive regulation of activated T cell proliferation
Cellular component (GO): plasma membrane
Molecular function (GO): tumor necrosis factor receptor binding
Source: RefSeq, a predicted model, not a curated record
CCCGGCCUUGCAGGGUCUGUUCGCGCAGCUGGUGGCCCAAAGCGUGUUGCUGACCAACGGGACGAUGCGCUGGCACAGCGAGCCGAGCCUGGCCGGCGUGGCCCUGUCCCGGGGCCUGAGCUACGAUGAGGACGCGCGGGAGGUGGUGGUGGCCGAGGCCGGUGUGUUCUAUGUGUUCCUGCACCUGGAGCUGCAGCGCGUGGUGGCUCGCCAAGGCUCGGGCGUCGUGGCGCUCUCGCUGCACCUGCAGCCGCCGCUCUUCAGCGAAGCCGCCACCUCCUCCUCCGCGCUGGCCACCGAGGUGCACCUGCCCCCGGCUGAGGCGGCUUGCGGGGAGAAAGGCCCCGAUUCAGCCGUGGGUUUCCAGGGCCGUUUGCUGCCUCUGGGCGCCGGCCAGCGCCUCAGCGUCCACCUGCGCGCCACGGCCGAGGCGCACCCCGCCUGGCAGCUGGCCCAGGGCGCCACACUCUUGGGUCUCUUCCGAGUGACCCCUGAGGUUUCAGGAGGACUAGCUUCGCUCUAGCCCACGGACGGACGACCUGGACUGGGCCACGGCCCCUCCCUUCCUGGGUCCUGGCCCUGGUGCUGGGCCCGGCUGCUCUACCUCAUGGGGCUGGGGACAGGGGUCUCCGCUGCUGGCUUCUCCUCAUCCUCCAAGAACCCCCAGCCACUCCUGUCCCCCAGUCGGACUAUUGGUUAUUUAUGCUGAGCCUGAAGCUCACACCGUCUACUUUAUAUAAUAUUCACUCAUCGUACUAUGUUUCUAUUUAUUGAGCGUGUGCUGUGUGUGCCAAGAGUC